AGCUUCUGCUAUCUUUGACGAAAGCGUUGUCAAAUGUCUAAGAUAUUUGUGUGUGUACUGUGUAGUAACAACUUAGUACGAUGUUCUAGAGAAUUCUCGAGAGAACGUAGAGAGAUGAACAAAUAUAUCUAAUAUCUUACUGAAAGGUUUCUGGGUACCUAGUGCUGUUGUGUCGUUUGAAACUUUUUUUCAGUUUGCAAUUAGUGCGAGCGUGUGUAAGAAUUUUUUUUUUUCUUAUUUGCGGUAACAUAAUCACAAAAGGAAAAUGUCUUAUAUGUUAGGACACCUUCACAAUGGAUGGCAGGUAGACCAGGCCAUCUUAUCAGAGGAAGACAGAGUUGUGGUAAUACGUUUCGGCCAUGACUGGGAUCCAUCUUGUAUGAAAAUGGAUGAAGUAUUGUACAGUAUAGCAGAAAAAGUGAAAAACUUUGCAGUUAUAUACCUGGUAGAUAUAACAAAGGUUCCCGACUUCAAUAAAAUGUAUGAACUGUACGAUCCAUGUACAGUAAUGUUCUUCUUCCGGAACAAACACAUAAUGAUUGAUCUGGGCACUGGUAACAACAAUAAAAUAAAUUGGCCACUGGAAGAUAAGCAGGAGAUGAUAGAUAUAAUAGAAACAGUGUAUCGUGGUGCAAGGAAAGGAAGAGGUCUUGUAGUGUCACCAAAAGACUAUUCAACAAAAUACCGUUACUAAUUUUUCUUUGUGUGCAGUGGUAUAGAUCUGUGUAACACGAUAACAGCGGUCUCUCUCUCUCUCUCUCUCUCUCUCUCUCUCUCUCUCUCUCUCUCUCUCUCUCUCUCUCUCUCUCUCUCUCUCUCUCUCUCUCUCUGUGUGUGUGUGUGUGUGUGUGUGUGUGUGUGUGUGUGUGUGUGUGUGUGUGUGUGUGAGAGAGAGAGAGAGAGAGAUGGUGAUGCCUUACAGUGUCUGCAAGUAUUUUUUAUUUACUAUAAUGGAAACCAUUAUAUUUAUACUUACACACUUUGUUUUAAAGGUGUAUUUGUUGUGUUCAAUAAAAUCUAUGUAAGUAUUAUAUAUAA
Schistocerca gregaria is the source of this 1038-nucleotide messenger RNA. RefSeq names its product thioredoxin-like protein 4A (gene Dim1). Gene Ontology annotation, biological process: mRNA splicing, via spliceosome. The record is from RefSeq and is a predicted model, not a curated record. The transcript has 3 exons. Gene Ontology annotation, cellular component: U4/U6 x U5 tri-snRNP complex; U5 snRNP; spliceosomal complex. NCBI's taxonomy places the organism in Eukaryota, Metazoa, Arthropoda, Insecta, Orthoptera, Acrididae. The coding region runs from base 266 to 694 and encodes 142 amino acids.